Messenger RNA from Esox lucius (northern pike), 3884 nucleotides. Its product is annotated as glutamate decarboxylase 1. Gene Ontology annotation, molecular function: glutamate decarboxylase activity; pyridoxal phosphate binding. Gene Ontology annotation, cellular component: cytoplasm; presynaptic active zone. Bases 342 to 2108 code for a protein of 588 amino acids. Gene Ontology annotation, biological process: GABA biosynthetic process. The record is from RefSeq and is a predicted model, not a curated record. NCBI's taxonomy places the organism in Eukaryota, Metazoa, Chordata, Actinopteri, Esociformes, Esocidae. The transcript is spliced from 17 exons.
GGGAGGUAAUGCUAUGACUCACGCAUGUGUGCGAAUGGGAUAAAUAGGCGAUUCGCGCGCUCAGAAAUAAAUAAUAAAAUAGAUAGAAACAUUAUUGAGUGGAAAACAAGAUUACUCCCACAGUCCUGUAUGGAAUUUCCCCCCCUCUGUUCCCAUUCCGCGGUGGUUGGACUUGGACUGUCUUGCGACUCAGAGCGUCGUGUGGAUCGAGACCUGUAAUUCGUUUGUUUGGUGAUAGUUACCUGACCCGACAACCUGUGCACACGCAGACGCAACCGGUUGGUUAUUUCCGUUGAGAAUCUGAUAAGAGUCCCUAAGCGCACGGGAAUAACCGAGGACUGAUGGCCACGUCUGAACCGACAGCCGCCGGCGGCGACCAGGACCCGAACUCCGCCAAUUUACGACCUUCGUCCACAAACUAUGACGCGUGGAUGCAAGGAUGUACGCGGAAACUGGGGAUGAAGAUUUGUGGUUUCCUGCAGAAGAACAACAGUCUUGGGGAGGAAGGCCGACUUUCUGGUGCACUUUCAGAACGCCAGAAGAACCUUUUCACCUGUGAAAACAGUGACCGGGAUGUGCGCUUUCGCCGCACAGAAACGGAUUUCUCCAACAUGUUCGCGAGAGACUUACUUCCGGCCAAAAAUGGAGAGGAAGCUACUAUUCAGUUCUUGUUGGAACUUGUGGACAUCCUUACCAACUAUAUCAGGAAGACGUUUGACCGUUCCACCAAGGUCCUUGACUUCCACCAUCCGCACCAGCUACUGGAGGGCAUGGAGGGCUUCAACCUCGAGCUAUCUGACCAGCCUGAGUCCCUUGAACAAAUCCUCGUGGACUGCAGGGACACGCUCAAGUACGGCGUUCGGACAGGUCAUCCACGCUUCUUCAACCAGCUAUCUACUGGCCUGGACAUCAUUGGACUGGCUGGGGAAUGGCUCACCUCAACAGCUAACACUAACAUGUUCACCUAUGAGAUCGCUCCAGUGUUUGUCCUGAUGGAGCAACUGACCCUAAAAAAGAUGAGAGAGAUGAUUGGCUGGCCCUCAGGAGAGGGCGAUGGUAUAUUUUCACCAGGGGGAGCCAUCUCAAACAUGUACAGUGUGAUGAUCGCUCGCUACAAGUACUUCCCUGACGUCAAGACCAAGGGCAUGUCUGCUGCUCCUCGCUUGGUGCUCUUCACAUCCGAACACAGCCACUACUCAAUCAAGAAGGCCGGGGCAGCUCUGGGCUUUGGUUCAGAGAAUGUGGUCUUGCUGAGCACAGAUGAAAGAGGGAGAGUUAUUCCUUCUGAUCUAGAAGCUAAGAUCCUUGAUGUCAAGCAGAAGGGUUAUCAUCCACUGUUUGUCAACGCUACAGCUGGUUCCACAGUCUAUGGAGCAUUUGACCCCAUCAAUGAGAUUGCUGAUAUCUGCGAGAAAUACAACAUGUGGCUGCACGUAGAUGGUGCCUGGGGAGGUGGUCUCCUGAUGUCCAGGAAGCAUCGCCAUAAGUUCAGCGGUGUUGAAAGGGCCAACUCAGUUACCUGGAACCCUCACAAGAUGAUGGGAGUGCCUCUGCAGUGUUCUGCCAUCCUGGUCAGGGAGAAGGGUAUCCUGUCUGGCUGUAACUCAAUGUGUGCCGGGUACCUGUUCCAGCCUGAUAAACAGUAUGAUGUCAGCUUUGACACCGGAGACAAAGCCAUCCAGUGUGGGCGUCAUGUGGACAUCUUUAAGUUCUGGCUCAUGUGGAAGGCUAAGGGCACCAUAGGGUUUGAGCAGCACAUUGACCGGUGUCUGGAUCUGUCUCAGUACCUUUACGAGAAGAUCAGAAACAGAGAGGGAUAUGAGAUGGUGUUCCAGGGAGUGCCCCAACACACCAAUGUGUGCUUCUGGUACAUCCCGCCCAGCUUGAGAGGCAUGGAUCCCAACAGUCAGGAGUACCGAGAGAAACUUCACAAGGUGGCUCCCAAGAUCAAGGCCUUAAUGAUGGAGUCUGGUACGACCAUGGUGGGCUACCAGCCUCAGGGUCAGAAGGUCAACUUCUUCCGCAUGGUUAUCUCCAAUCCAGCGGCCCUCCAGUCUGACAUCGACUUCCUCAUCGAUGAGAUUGAAAGGUUGGGUCAUGGCCUGUAGACAACGUCGCCACGCUGGCCAAAUCUUCAGUGCUUAAUCUGUGACCAAGUGAGCACACUAUUAUCAGCUCUGACAUCAUUAUGGAGCUGUACAAGAUUUAUCCUAAGCAAUUCUAUCUGUAGGUAAGAUGUGCACAUCACAGCCUUCAUGGUGUGAUGGAUACACAAUCCAAUAUAUUUUAAAACCUAUUGAAAGUCUGUGUGUUUGGAGUAGAGCUGUGUUGUGUGUGUGUGUUCGUUUAGCAGUCAUUUGUCUAUCAGUGUUGUACAGUACAGAGUCAAAACUGGAACCAUGGUAGGGUAACACUGGGAAAGCCUCUACAUCAGGGUGUUUUUGUGCAUGGGAGUGAGUGUGUGUGAGUGCGUGUGUGAACACAAAGACAUGCUUGAGAGCACAAAUAGUAAACAGUGUUGUGUAUUAUGCUGAUUCAUAUUAUGAUAAACGUAAUGCAAUGCAUCUCUUGUGCUCAGUGUAUUUAUAAGAGCCAGAUGCGCCAACCCUUUUUCUCCUAGUGUUAAACCUAGAGCUCCAGAGUGUUUCUGGAGGUGUGUGUGUGUGUAACACAGUGUGUGUACUACGUGUUGUAACCUAACGCUGUAUUGACCUUUGAUCUAGUGUUGGCUGUUGGGAUGAAAUUGCCCCUAGAUACUGAUCCAGAGUCAGUAUUAUGUUUUUGUCCUUGACGGAUGACAUGAUUAAUUGUUUGCUUUUAGAGAAGCUGAUCCUAGAUCUGUCACUAAGGCGACUUCUACUAACAGAGUGUAAAAUCCUGGCUCCUUGUCUGUGUGGAACAAAAAUAUGUUUAAGUACAAAUAUGAUAAUGAUAUAUAGAUGAAUAUAUAAAGAAAAAUAUAAUUUAUUUAUGGCAUUACCAGUGUUUUUAAAAGUCUGGUAUUUUCUUCCAUUUGUAAUUGUUUAUUUGUAUACUAUAGCAUCUAUGUAAUCUGUAUGUUUUAUGAAUAAUGUUUAUUAAUCAAUAAUAUGAGUACAUUAUAGUGAAUUUGUGAGCCAAAGAAAGCAAAUCUGGAACAGACAACAAUGUCGAGAUUGCGCCAACUCACCUAAUCUCAUCUGUAAAAUAUUCUUAAGAUGUAACUCUGUUAUCCUCAGUGCAAUCUUUAUGGUGUGUAUCUGUGUAUGUGUGUCUCUCUGACUGAAUGUUUUGCAGGGAUCAGAUGGACUCUGUGAUAAUAGGUACACAACAAGAAUGAGAUUAUAAAUCUAGACAUAAUAUACUGCACAUGCCCAGAGCCAUAGUGAUCAUUCUAUGAUUCGGGCAACAAUUUUCUCUAUGAAUCUCUGGUGUCUACCUGCCAGUCCAUCCUUUAGCAAGAAGCACAAGGCUAAAGAGAGGAGAAUGUAACCUUGGGAAGAGAGAGGACUGUUCUUUUCUGACAGAAGUAACUUUAAGGUAUUGUAACACAUUUAGAUGUAUUAUGUAAUAUAUUUCCUGUACCUUCAAUGUUUUUGGAACUAAUAGGAAGAUCAAAAAGUGUCUUUGCACAGAAAUGUCCUCCAUUAUUUCUUCCAUUUUAAAUGGACGUGUGUUGCAGUAAUUUAAGAAUUGUCAUUAUAAAAUAUAUAUAUAUAUAUAUAUAUAUAUAUGGUAUGUAGGGACCAGCUAUGUAAACUGCACAAUCAUCUAAACCAUGUGACCUAACUUGAUUUGUAUGAUGCCGUACAGGGAGAAUUGUCCAUAGGAAGGUACAUUAGGCACUUUAACUCACAAUCAUGCAAUGUGCAGCUCCAAUAAAGUAUGUUAUUAAAGAAACAGGA